GUAAGAACCAUGGGUUCCAUGAGCUAUGCACAUAUGUCCAAGUUGAGUUAGGCCCGUUGGUACCUAUCACGUGAUCACUCCGCGCGAAAAAGUUUCUUCCUCGUCCUCCGUUUGAUCUGUUGACAUCUAUCCUCUAUACCACCUACAACCCCCUCAACAGACACCAAUUGGGCUAACCUGAAUUGAUGCAAGCCCAUUGUGACCUGAUACCCUCUUUGUUACUUAGAUAGUGUUGUCUUAUACCCCGUUCACCAUGCCACCACGAGUACAGAAUCAGCUCGUGACCAACUCUCUCCUACCCUACCUCUCUUCCUUCACCUCUACCUCCACAAUCUCCAAGAUCCCUACCCAAUGUUCUUCCUCAUCAAUUCCAUCCACAUCUCGGCGGACGUGCCGUCCCUUCUCUUCGACCGUGGCCUCUCAAACGAGACUUCGCAAUGAGAUGUUCACUUGGCUGAACGGUGAAGGCGCCGCUCUGAAGAACUACAUUCCCGGGUCAACCAACUAUCUCACACAAAUCAAGGAGAGAGAUGAACAACCUACCGGACGGACCCGCCCGUUCCCAUUAAACCAGAACUUUGUCAGCGAGUCUAUCUUGAGUGAAGAGCUGAGGCACGAGAUAUACGACCGCGUCGUAAAUCAGAAGAAGAGUGUCAGAGCUGUCAGUGUAGAUCUGGGAGUCGACAUGCGGAGAGUCGGUGCUGUUGUGAGGUUAGUUGAGUUAGAAAAGCGUCAGAAACAACAGGGUAAAUCACUAGCCUUGCCAUACGCUCGGGCCAUCCAUGAAAUGGUACCCACAACACCCCUAUACGAAGACACCCGCGACAACCGUAACCGCCCUCACGAGUCAAUUAACGAUCUUCCCGUCCACAAACUGACUGACCCUCAAAUCUUCUACCCUGUCUCCGAAUCCCGCCAAUUCAACCGUGUCGACGCUGGUCGUGUCUUCUCCGCCGCCCCAGCUCUCGAAAACAAGCAAGUCACCAACGACACUGCCGACCCGGCAGAAGCGAUCAGCCGCAUAACGCAAACCCCCUCCAAUAUUGAGAAGGUUGGAAAAGGCGAGGCUGAACAGCAAGUCCUCCAGCCCGCGGACGCCCGUAUUCCGCACCCCCACCUUGUCGCGCACGAGCGCUUCCGUCAGUCUAAGCCAACAGAAUACCGCGAGAUCUUCAAGGCAUAUAACGAACGUCUUCGUCAGGAGGAAACCGCAGAGAAGGAGCGCAAGCGCCUUGCCAAGGAGCGCCAGGAGCAGCAACAAAUGAAGGUCCAGCCCGAGUCUUCGCGCUUUGAGUUCCGCUUCAAGGACGUCGUCGUCAGCAAGGAAACAACCGGGUCAGACGGUCGUGGCUCCAAGGCCCCGGGUCUCAGAUAUGGUGUCCCCAGCUAUGAGCGGAAGAAGGGCCAAGUCAAGAUCCCCACACGCGUGGAGGUUUAAGGUCCGGAUUAUCCCCGCUAGUUGGGAUGUCAUUCCGGUCUGUGUCUCUAUAUCAAUACCUCUUAUCUUUCUUACGCUUUUGUAUUUCUAUACUCCUCUGUACAGAUAUGGAUGUGAUGGGUCAGCGUUCGCUUGUACUUAUAACUGAAUUGAAUUGACGUCGUAAAGACUAGAUACUGAUCAAAUUCCCUACAUUAUCUUUUUCUUGGUUAGAGCCUCGUACGAUGUCGCAACGUAGACAGUAAUAAUUAUCGUCAGAAAACUGAUAAGGUACUGGUCGGUGCAGUUUUGUGAACAGUGCUAGCAAAACAAUCUCAGGUGAUUCAAGUUUACCCCUUUGGCGGAUCACGAACACUAAUGCCUACAUUGCCCUACCAGGAUACUACACAUCUUAUCGAAUGAAACAACUGAACAUGUGAAAUCUCGAUCGUAUGCUUGAGCAAGCCCCUGGAGGUGGAUAUAUAAAUAUGAAAAUAACCUGUAAAACACCACGAAAGAUGAAGAAGCCGCCCACCCCCCAAUUAAAUCAGCGAACAACAGUGCUAUAAUCGAAUCAACAGGGGCU
Aspergillus pseudotamarii is the source of this 2003-nucleotide messenger RNA. Its product is annotated as mitochondrial 37S ribosomal protein mS45. The transcript has 2 exons. The record is from RefSeq and is a predicted model, not a curated record. NCBI's taxonomy places the organism in Eukaryota, Fungi, Ascomycota, Eurotiomycetes, Eurotiales, Aspergillaceae. Gene Ontology annotation, cellular component: mitochondrial small ribosomal subunit. Gene Ontology annotation, biological process: mitochondrial translation. Bases 254 to 1438 code for a protein of 394 amino acids. Gene Ontology annotation, molecular function: structural constituent of ribosome.